Molecule: messenger RNA, 778 nt
Organism: Labeo rohita (rohu)
Lineage: Eukaryota; Metazoa; Chordata; Actinopteri; Cypriniformes; Cyprinidae
Gene: chrac1
Product: chromatin accessibility complex subunit 1
Exons: 3
Coding region: 43-396 (117 amino acids)
Cellular component (GO): nucleus; CHRAC
Molecular function (GO): protein heterodimerization activity
Source: RefSeq, a predicted model, not a curated record
GUGCAUUUACUUCCGUUACGCUUAAGCGGCUGCUAACAGAACAUGUCUGAAAAAAACAUGGAGGAGAAAGUUGCUACAAACAGUAAAAAUGUGUCUCUGCCUAUGUCGAGGGUGCGAUUAAUCAUGAAAAGUUCUCCUGAUGUGUCUUGUAUUAACCAGGACGCUCUUUUCUUGACAACAAAAGCAACGGAGCUUUUUGUCCAGCACUUGGCUUUGUCCUCAUAUAAAAAUGGUUCAGGUAAAGACACAAACACAUUGUCAUACAGUGAUCUGGCCAAUGCAGCAGAGGAGACGGAAACAUUUCAGUUUUUAACUGAUAUCCUUCCUAAGAAAAUCUUGGCCAGAGACUAUCUGAAGUCACUGGAAGAAAUGGAAAAAGACGAUGACAACCUGUAGUGAUAUAUAGCCAGUCGGAGGAAAUCACUGUGAACUGGUCCUGACCACUUCCUCACUAAAACAGCUGAUAAAAAUCAUAGGACAUUAUCUUACAAACCAGGACAUUUCACCCAAAGAGUUGUACUUCUACACCUCUGUUGUUUCAGAGAAGUAAUGUACAUGUUUUUACUUAGUAGCCUGUAUGUUUUAGCACCCACUUACACUAUGCUGUGUGUCAAAAUAUCCAGCAGCCACUGCAGAUUCACAACUGAAGCACUGUGAGAACCAGAAACCAGGAUAUAUGGUGCUUUGUCAUGCAUAGUUGGUGUUUUAUUACGGUGCGACACCAUGAUUUGUAUGUUUUGGGACGUUCCAAACAUCUAUACAGUCCAUUCCAUUCAAU